CUGGGCGAGCACCUCCCGGAGGCAGGCCCGGCACUGGGGUCCCGGCGACACCCGGCCGCCUCCUGGGGGUGCCGGGGCCCCGGUGGCGGUGCCGGGCGCUGCCCCACGGGGGCGUGAGGCGGGGUGGAGAGGCCGGGCCGGGCCGGGCCGGGCCGGGCGGAGUGCCUGCCCGUCGGGCGGCUCGCUCCGUGUCUCCGGCCGCGUCGUACCCGCCUCGCUACUUCCUUCCCCGCCCGGACCCGCGGCAUGGCCGGGGAGCUGCUGUCCUGCCGGGUCUCCCUGGGCAGCCGCCCCGCCGGCUACGGCGGCGGCGACCUCGGCAGGCUCCGGGAGCGCGAGUUCCCCCGGCUCCGAGGGAUAACUUACCUUGACCAUGCGGGUGCAACACUCUUCCCAGAUAGUCUACUUAAAGCUUUCACUGACGACCUCAGAAACAAUGUUUAUGGCAACCCUCAUAGUCAGAAUAUCAGCAGCAAGCUGACAUACGACACAAUCGAGCAUGUCCGAUACAGAAUAUUGCAACAUUUUUGCACUACUUCUGAAGAUUACACUGUCAUUUUCACAUCUGGAUGCACAGCUGCACUUAAACUGGUAGCGGAAGCAUUCCCGUGGAUACCUGAAGGCACAAAGCAACCCAGUAGUCGAUUUUGUUACCUAACUGACAGCCACACGUCAGUGGUGGGUAUGAGGGGGAUAACUGCCUCAAUGAAUGUAUUAUCUGUUCCUGUAAAAGCAAAGGAAUUGUUAUCUGAGAAAAACUGGUUACCAGCUGAAGAACAAAACUGCACGACACCUCAUCUUUUCUCUUAUCCAGCUCAGAGCAAUUUUUCUGGUACCAAAUAUCCCCUUUCAUGGAUACAGGACAUAAAAUCUGGAAAACUCUACCCCAUCAAAAUACCAGGGAAGUGGUUUGUUCUUCUGGAUGCAGCUUCGUAUGUGAGCAGUUCUCCAUUAGACUUGGGAGUUCACCAAGCUGACUUUAUCCCUAUCUCAUUCUAUAAAAUCUUUGGAUUUCCUACUGGUUUAGGAGCAUUAUUGGUAAACAACCAGAUUGCCCCCCUCUUGAGGAAAACCUAUUUCGGAGGUGGAACUGCAGCUGCGUACCUCGCAGGAGCGGAUUUUUACUUCCCAAAGAAAUCCAUGGCAGAAAGGUUUGAAGACGGCACAGUCUCUUUUCUUGAUAUCAUUGCUCUGAAACAUGGAUUUGAUGUUCUGGAAAAACUCACAGGUGGAAUGGAGAAAAUAAAACAACACACCUUUGCAUUAGCUCAUUAUACCUAUAAUGUGCUGUCUACCUUAAAAUAUGCCAAUGGGGCACCUGUAGUACGUAUUUACAGUGACACAGAUUUCAGCAAUCCUGAUGUCCAGGGUCCAAUCAUUAAUUUCAACGUGCUCGAUGAAAAUGGAGAGGUGAUCGGCUUUUCACAGGUGGAAAAGAUGGCCAGCCUCCACAACAUACAUGUGCGCACAGGUUGCUUCUGUAACACAGGAGCCUGCCAGAUGCAUUUGGGUAUAAGCGAUGAGGACAUCCAAAGGAACCUGCAGGCUGGCCAUGUCUGUGGAGAUGAUAUAGACCUAAUUGAUGGACGUCCCACUGGUUCUGUGAGAAUAUCCUUUGGCUACAUGUCUUCUUUUGAAGAUGCACAGACUUUUUUGAAAUUCAUUGUAGCCACCAGGUUCUCCAGGUCAGACACUGAGAUUCCCUUCCAGUCCUCUGUUACAAAGCUGAUGACAGAGCCUGUCCCAGCUGAUUGCACUUACUUUAAGAAUGCAGAUGAAUUGUCUUCAAGAACGCACAUCUCAGACAGAGAACUUGGAAAUAAUUCAUCUGUGACAAUGAAGACUGUUGACUGGCAGCCAUCGGAGUCUGAGUCAGAAAGCAUAAGGGCAACUAUUUCUGAGACUGCGGUGCCAACGUAUAGAAGAGAUGGGAACCCCAUUACUGUCACCAACAUUUACCUCUACCCAAUCAAAUCCUGCUCUGCAUUUGAGGUUACAGAAUGGCCAGUAGGAAACCAGGGCUUGCUGUAUGACCGUAACUGGAUGGUUGUAAAUCAGAAUGGAGUUUGCUUGACUCAGAAGCAGGAGCCAAGGUUGUGUCUUGUAAAUCCCUCAAUUGAUCUGAAGCAAAAGAUUAUGGUCAUUCAGGCAGAAGGCAUGGGCACAAUAUCUGUAUCACUAGAAGAAAAUACUGGAAAAGAAGCCGUGAUCUGCGAGAGUAAAGUCUGUUCGCACAGGGUAAAAACGUAUGACUGUGGAGAAGAAACUGCUGGCUGGUUCUCUAUGUUUCUUGGUCGUCCAUGCCGCUUGAUAAGACAAAGUCCAGACAGGAAAAACAGCGUGCAACAUAAAAAUACAAAAGGUCUGACCUGUGCUACAAGCAUCUCACUCUCUCUUGUGAAUGAAGCACAAUACCUCCUGAUAAAUGUAGCAAGCAUUCUGCAACUGAAAGAACACAUUUCUGCAAGAUUGGAAGACCCAUUGGAAAUAGAGGAAUUAAUCCAGCGUUUCCGUGCCAACAUUGUCAUCAGUGCACCAGAGUCCUUUGAAGAAGAAGAGUGGGCUGAGAUUUCAAUAGGUGCUCUGCGAUUCCAGGUUGUGGGUCCGUGUAGCAGGUGUCAAAUAAUCUGCAUUGAUCAACAGUCUGGGGAACGAAACAAAGAAGUUCUACAGUCUCUGUCUGCUGCAAGAGGUAGAAAGACAAACUUUGGUGUAUACCUGAUGAACCAGCCCUUGUGCUCGUCCUUUCCAGAUAUGUUAUCUGUUGGGUCUCAAGUACUUCCAGUGUUGAAGGAGAAUACAGAAAUUCAACGCCCAACAUCCAGUGAAGAAAAAUGUUCAGGAUAGAAGAUGAGACUUACAUGCAACUCUAGGGAGAAGUCAGUAGCCAGUUAUUCAAAAAAAAAAAAAAAUCUUCCGCUCAUUUGCUUCUGCUUUGAGUUUUUUAAUUUUCUGUUUGCACUAAAUGUUAUCAGAUGGCAGUACCCUUGAUAAUUAGACUUCACCUACAUGUUUUUGCUUGUGAUUAAGUUACAGCAGCCAUAACUCUUAUUUUGUUCAAUUGCUUCAGGAUGCAACAGGUUUGAUCAAGUUUUACUAGUGGAUGACUCCCAAAACAAGCCCAACGUUGUUGUCAGAAACCCACAUCUCAAUGAAGGAAAGUAAACAUAACAAUGAACUACUUCCUUAUGCUGCUUUGUUAAAACCACAUUUGGGAGAGAGGACGCAGGGCGUGCUUUAGAAACAAGGGAACAUCUUUGCGCUGUAGCGAUAGGAAAUGUCACAGUGCUUCAGAUUGAUGUAAGAGACACAAGGAAUCUUUCAUCUCAACAAAGAAUAAUAUUUCCCUUAUAGUAAGUGGAGUGUCACCACCAGUAUUGAGAUGUCUUCCCAUCAAUGAAGACAGAUUCUUCUCAAUGCCAAUACUUUGUGGAAAGUCUUGAAGUAGGAGGAUUCAUGCUUAAACAUCAUGCACUGUAAGUUUUGUAGAAAGAACAUUGUUCCCAUAAUGUGAUAAAAAAUUCAAAGAAGGGAGAAACUGAGCAUAAUACAAACUGAGGUAUGGCAUGAGCGAAAAGGACAUAAAAACUUCAAAACACUAUGUAUAUUACGUAGAAAGAUUAAGUGCAUUAUAAAGGGGUCACUUCUCAAUGUUCUGAGUAUAUAGAAAAAAUACAAUUUCAUAUGAAUGCAGACUCUUUCAUCUAAGUUCUCUCAUUGCUGCAAAAUUAAAUCUUUGGACUAAUUACAGAUAUAUAUUUACUUUCUAUGGAUAAAAAAUGUAUUUAAUACAACAUUUCCAGAGUGUUGUGUGUAGAAAGUCCUCUACAUAUUUGAAAACUAAGUCUAUACUUCCUUACGAUAAAUUAUUCAGACACAUUCUAUUUUCCAUGGGACUUAACUCCUUCUCAAAUCUCAAGGCAAAAAUUAUGAUUAUUACAAGCUCCAAUAAUAGCCAAGAGGCUGGAAUCACAGAACAUAAAUCAGCAUUUUUAGGAGAAGCCUCUGAACUGUGUUCACUGAUAUGACUAAGAUAAUUCAGACACAUUGUGUUUAUACAUUUUCAAUGGCAUCUUUCAAAAUGUGGUCAAAAAUUUUGGUCAUUGUUCUGUCAAAAUCAUGUACAAAUCAAAAGGAAAGACUGCAUAAUAACUUGAUCGUUGUUCACAAAUUAUGGAAAUUAUGCUAUGCUACUUCUUCGGUCUGUUUUUUAACUUUCUUGGAAAUGAGGUCAAUAAAAUACAUAUUG
This is a messenger RNA of Cygnus atratus (black swan), 4249 nucleotides long. It is a transcript of the gene MOCOS, whose product is annotated as molybdenum cofactor sulfurase. The transcript has 16 exons. Gene Ontology annotation, molecular function: molybdenum cofactor sulfurtransferase activity; molybdenum ion binding; pyridoxal phosphate binding. Bases 247 to 2847 code for a protein of 866 amino acids. Gene Ontology annotation, biological process: Mo-molybdopterin cofactor biosynthetic process. The record is from RefSeq and is a predicted model, not a curated record. NCBI's taxonomy places the organism in Eukaryota, Metazoa, Chordata, Aves, Anseriformes, Anatidae.